CUCUGCACCUUCGUGUACCAUCUUGACUCUGCUCACUGAAAGAUUGUGAAGAGUAGCAGGCCGCCAUGUCGAGAUUUGGAGUUUCUUCCUUUGCUCGAUGACCAUAUUACGACCACAGCGGUUUCCGAGAAAUAUCGCGUGCUUUGCUAUACCAGUCUGCCGAUAGUUGACCAACACCUUACGAUGGCCGGUCCGAGUCAGGAUCUCGAGGCGGUGAUGAGCCGGGAGUCCAAACGAGAGGCGGACGUCCAAGUCAUCGAGGCCCAAUCUCCCAUCUUGACUAAGUCCUGGCUCGACAAGACCUUGAAGUUCCUAUCCGCCUCUGGCAUCGAGCUACGCGGAGUCCAGCCCGUGCCCGAGAAUCUGAGGACCGACUCGGCGUUCAACAAAGUCUUCACCAUCUGGUGUACGAGUUUGAUAUGUCCUCUGCCAAUCGUCACGGGCAUCGCGGGCACGCUGUCCUUUGGCAUCAGCUUACAGAACACUGCACUCUUCUGCAUCUUCUUCUCUUUACUCCUGUGCAUCCCGCCCGCCUACAUUUGCACCAUUGCGCCGCGGACGGGCUUACGGCAGAUGAUUCAAGCGCGCUACACCUUUGGCAUGUAUCCCAACAUUCUCAUCGCUGCGCUGAACAUGACGACCCUCGCUGGCUACCAGAUCAUCACACUGGUAGCAGCAGGCCAAAUAUUGGCCGCGGUGGCCGACAAUCACAUCAGCCAGACCGUCGGCAUCGUCAUAAUUGCCAUCUGCGCCAUGAUUCCCGCCUUCUGGGGCUUUCAAUUCCUCCACCAUUACGCUCGAUGGGCCUGGAUUCCCGCCUUGAUCGCCAUCGUCAUCACCGCGGGUGCGGGUGGUAGCAAAUUGAAGCAUCAAGCCCCGACACAGCCACUCACUGCUCCAACUGCAAUCACCUUUAUCAGUCUGAUUGCCGGCUACAUGCUCUCCUACUCCUCCGUGAUAGGAGAUGUCGCCGUCUACCUGGGCCCGAAGGCGCCCUCUUGGCGCAUCUUCUUCUACGCUUGGCUGGGCAUCUGUCUUCCCUCCAUCUUCCUCAUGGUCCUCGGAGCAGCCAUUGGCGGAGCUGUCCCCAGCGUUCCAAGAUGGGCAGCGGCAAACGAGCGUGAUGCCGUUGGUGGCAUCCUCGUCGCCAUGCUUGAGCCCCUUGGUGGGUUUGGAAAGUUUGUCGCGGUACUACUGGCGUUCAGCAUCGUUGGACAGAUUUCACCCGGCUUCUACUUCGUUUCACUCAACUUCCAAAUCAUCUGGCCGGGGUUCGCCAAGAUUCCACGCAUUUUGUUCGUUGUCGCCAUUACGGCGGUGGAUAUUGGGAUCGGCAUCAAAGCGGCUCAAUCUUUCUUCAACUCCCUCGAAGACUUCCUCGGCAUCAUUGGCUACUGGAGCGCAGCCUUUGUCGGAAUCAUGCUGACGGAAUGGCUGUAUUUCCGACGCGCCAAACCCGAAUCAUACGACCAUGCAAUCUGGAACGAUGCGAGAGCAUUGCCAUCCGGACUUCCCGCCAUCCUUGCAUUUCUUCUACCUUUUGCAUUAGUGGUUCCUUCGAUGUCGGAGGUGUGGUACACUGGGCCCAUUGCCAAGCAUACCGGCGACUUGGGCUUUGAAUUCGCACUUGUGGUCAGCAUUCUGCUUUAUUUGCCGUUGAGGAUGUUGGAGUUGAGGAUGAUUCGUCGAUGGAAGACGAAGGACGAUGCUUGAUAUUGUAAUGCGUAAUGUGUUAGAAAAUGACCUAGAGUAACGUCGAAAUUUACCAUACUACGACUCGACUGCCC
Messenger RNA from Neohortaea acidophila, 1787 nucleotides. RefSeq names its product putative purine-cytosine permease FCY2. Gene Ontology annotation, cellular component: plasma membrane. The record is from RefSeq and is a predicted model, not a curated record. Gene Ontology annotation, molecular function: transmembrane transporter activity. The coding region runs from base 184 to 1713 and encodes 509 amino acids. Gene Ontology annotation, biological process: transmembrane transport. The transcript is spliced from 4 exons. Lineage: Eukaryota; Fungi; Ascomycota; Dothideomycetes; Mycosphaerellales; Teratosphaeriaceae.